Molecule: messenger RNA, 3873 nt
Organism: Carcharodon carcharias (great white shark)
Lineage: Eukaryota; Metazoa; Chordata; Chondrichthyes; Lamniformes; Lamnidae
Gene: cip2a
Product: cellular inhibitor of PP2A
Exons: 22
Coding region: 173-2890 (905 amino acids)
Molecular function (GO): protein binding
Source: RefSeq, a predicted model, not a curated record
CCCCCACCCUCAGGUAGUAGUUAGCAAGGCUUAAGAGUGCUCUACAAUACUGGUAUACAAUGUGACAAAAAAACCUACAUUCAUAUUCAUUAGAGCAAACAAGUAAGAGGGUUAUUUAAUUCAUCAGCGACUUCAAUAAUACGUAACGGCAAAAAGGUAUUCUUUCGGUGAAAUGGAUCCAACUUCGACCAUGAAAUCUCUGUUACUGGCUAUCACCCAGUAUAAAAAUGCGAAAACUGAGAGCAAUGUUUUACAAGUACAGAGGCAAUUGGGUGUAAUUUGUGGGACAAAAGCAGUAAUGGUAUUUGCAACAAAUCAAAGCUUACCAAGUGAAUGUCUGAAUAGCCUUGUGGAACUUGUUGGUGAUCCUAACAUAAAAGUGACACUGACUCUAAAGAUUAUUGGAUUGCUAACACAAUUAGCAUCAGACCAUGAAAGCAGAGAGGCUUUGCACACAUACAACCUCAUCAGUGCACUUGCAACAGUGGUUCAACAUUAUAGUACAGCUCCCAAUGUGCAGGUUGUACUGCAGAGCUUGCAGCUUCUACAGAAAAUGACUUACAAUACCAGAGUUUUUAACUGUAGUGCAAAUAUUGAUGUGCUGAUUGCCUUUCUGGUGAAACAUAUUCAAGCCCCAGAAGAUGAGCUAACUAUGCCGUGCCUAGGGCUGAUGGCAAACCUGUGUCGUCACAACCUUUCUGUUCAAGCUCACAUAAGAUCUUUGAGCCACGUAAAAGGAUUUUACCGGUCUCUUAUUAAAUUCUUAGCUCAUAGUAGUUUGACAGUGGUGGUUUUUGCACUUUCUAUACUGGCAAGCCUAACACUCAAUGAAGAGGUUGGAGAGAAGCUGUUUCAUGCCAAGAAUAUCCACCAGACCUUUCAACUUAUAUUUAAUAUUCUGGUGAAUGGAGAUGGAACAAUAACCAGAAAAUAUGCCGUAGAUCUUUUGGUGGAUCUCCUUAAGAAUCCCAAGAUUGCAGAUUUCCUCCAAAGGUAUGAACACUUCAAGUCAUGCCUGGGUCAAGUACUAGGUCUUUUGAGCGGUAAGGACUCUGAUUCAGCAACCAAGAUCCUUGAACUACUUCUUGCUUUCUGUUCAGUGAGCAGUCUCAGGAGAAUAUUAUGUCAUACAAUGUUUGGAACCUCCUCUGAGCAACGGCGUACAGCAGCUAGCCUCAAAUCACAUGUUAAACAUUCGGAACCAAUUGUCACUCUUAUCCAUUGGUCAAGUCAACCACUAGAGAACUCCGACAGGUGUUCAUUACUGGCUUUGGUUCUUCUGAAGGAGUUGUUUGAGGAAAUAAUGGAUUGUACCCUUUGGACUACAGUUGAACCAUUUAUGGAGCUGCUUUUUCCUGUUAUCUUGGAGCAGUUACAGACUCCGGAUCAUGCCCAAGAGGGGACACUGAUGAAAAAGAAAUAUGAUCAAAUCGCAAAGGCUCUUGAUGUCCUAUUAGUGCUUUGUGGAGAUGAUACAAUCAAGUUGCAGGUUGCUAAGGUUCUCACAGCCAGAAACUGUCUCUCAAUUCUGGAAUAUCAAUUCACAUACAAUAGGAUGGAAAUUGGCUACAGAAGCAAUAUCACAGAUGUAGAGUUAUGUAAAAUAGGUACAGAAGUUGUCCUGAAGACACUCAGCCUUAUGAACAGACUCAAGCAGUUGGUGCCGAACAUGGAAGCAAGCUUUUAUAAGAUAUUGCAGGACCAACGACUCACUUCGCCUUUGUCGUUUGCUUUGACUUCCGAACACCAAGAACAUGUACAGUUUGCAUUAAAAAUUCUUUUUGAGGCAGCACCUUUGCCUGAUUUUCCUGCUAUAACGCUUGGGGAAAACAUUGCUGCCAAUAAUGCAUACAAACAGCAGAACACUGACCAUGUAAUGAAAAAAGUUCCUGUCCAUCAGCAUUCUGCAAGCUUUGUAACAUCAAAAUGUUCAAGUACAACCAAUGCUGCCAGAUCCAAUAUUCAUGAGUUGAUUGAUAAAUUGCAAUUAGGAAUGGAGCUGAAGGAACAAGUCAAGGAUGUGAGGCUGUCAGAUGUGAUGGAUGUAUAUGAGCAGAAGCUUUCAUCUCUUGCUUCUAAAGAAAACCGUUUACAGGACCUAUUGGAAGCCAAGGCACUGGCCCUAGCACAGGCUGAUCGUUUGAUUGCCCAGUACCGUUGUCAGAGAGCCCAUGCAGAAGCAGAGGCACGACAGUUAGCUUCACUUUUAAUGGAUGCAGAGAGAAAAAACGAAGAACUUGAUGGAGUGCUGAAGACACAACUGUUGGAAUCUGACCGUGCCAAGGCUGAUAUUGAGGAGCUUUAUCAACACAAUUGUAAAUUACAGGCCAUUUCUGAAGAACAUGAAUCUUUAAAAGUUACUUCAAAAAGUCUUGCUCAAAACCUUGAGACAGUCGAAAGGCAACUUGAAGAACUUCAGAUUGAACACAAUUCCUUAAGCAAACAAAGUGAAUUGUUCAAAAAGCAAAUUGACUCCCUUAAACAACAGAAUGAUAGAUGCCUUGCUCAGUUGGCAGAGAUGGAAGCGCAGAAAAAUGAUUUGUGCAUUCAGUUACAGGAAAAGGACAAUAAAUUAUUGGGCUUGGAACAAAAGCUCCAAGCACAGCAAGAAAAAACAAAAACAAUGGAGAAGGAGAAAGAGGAGAUGGAAGAAGCUAUUGAUGCCCUCCGAAAGGAGCUUAGCAAAACUGAGUUAGCCAGGAAAGAGCUCAGUAUUAAGUUGUCAUCUAUAGAAAUGCAAAAGUCCCAGGUAGAAGCACGAUUGCAACAAAAAGAAGCCCUUGUCCAAGCCCAACAGGAUGAACUCAACAAACACUCUCAGAUGAUAGCAAUGAUUCACAGCUUGAGUAGUAGCAAACUACAAUCAAAUACAGUAAAUCUCAGUCUGUAACCUUGUUUCUUGGGAUUUUGUUGAGAGAAAUGGGGAUUGACUUUGUUUGUUUAUAGUCCUUGCAUCUGAUGCAUUAUAUAUCUCCCCUAUGGGAUUAAAACUACAAAUUACUUUUAAAUAAGAAUUUGUAACCAUUAAAUAUCAAUAAUAUUUUUAAAAAUUUGCUUCAGAAGUGAGUGUUUGACAUUGCCAAAGUUUGACAUUGCUGAAUUGAACUGUUUUGAGCACAUUCACUGGCAAGAACUUAAUGGUAUUGCGGUCUUUAAAUUUAGUGUAAUAAUUCAAAACUAUUUCUGACUGCAUUAUCAGACUCAACAUGUAGCAUAUUACACCCUUUGGCCGUAAACUGACUAAUUGUAUAGAGAGUUCAGGUCAAGACAUGUACUGUUUGGGUUAGUACUGUAUCUUUUGAGUAGUUAUUACUUUGACAUUGGAUGAUAGCUGUGUCCCAGUGAGAAAAAUGCAAAACUUGAAUUUUCAAAAUUAUAUUAAUAGAUGCAAUUCUGUCUUCAUACUACUGUCCUGGAUUCCGAUGCCAAAUGCAUCACAGCUAUAAUUAUUCUAGCAGCAAUCCAUUUUAUCUUAAUCAUAAAAAAUAACUUAAUCAUGUUAUUGAUCAGCUUAUGCGUAAUGUAAAUGUAUGAAAAUUUUAUAUGCUUUUCAAUGUUUUUAUGAAUGUCCCUCACCAAACUGGGAAAGCACUGCUCUAAAAUUAAAAAAAAACAACUUGCAGAUUUUGGGUUCAAAGUAACCAACAUUAUCUUACCACAAAUAUAUAGCAAUAAUUUGCCUUGUACAUUCCUGUCGCUUGUGUUUGCUUCCUGUUCACCUUUGUAAUGAAUUUUGAUAGUGUUUUAAUCUAUGGUGUCAUCUCUAGAGAUGCUGUCUCAUUUUCAAUUCGUUGUGUACGGCCACACAAAUGUAUUACACUUUUACUUUUCUUCCUUUCCCCCUUGAGAAAAUAAACCUUUUCAAAUUAAAAA